AGUUCAACUAACUAACCAAUGAACCUACGUCAGUGAAAGCCUAUUUUUAGGUGCCGACGGCUGAUCCUGCUGGCUGCGCUAUCGCCGGCAGUCUUUUGUCUUUACUAUGGAGAACUUGCUGAAUAGAUCACAAAUCAGAAUUAUUUACAUUUAAAUCUGAAUCAGUGGAAGUAUUUUGGUCAACAACUCAAGUAGUCAAUUUUUUUAAUUAUUUAAUAAAUUUGGGGAUUUCAGUUCAUAGGGCUAGAAAGGGAGGAUACUAUAGUUGGUGCCUUCAAUUGGAUGAAAGGCAUUGAUCCAGAGAUUUGGUUUCUUUUUACAAACUACAGAGGGUUGCCGGAAAUCAAGUCCCAAUGGCUUCUUAUAACACGUCGAGUGAAAAGGGCGGCGACGUGUUUCACCCAAUUCCGGCACGUUCAGUUCGUCGGUCGUUGCACUUGCCCGUAAUCGUGCUUGUAUUUACGUUGUUGCUGAAUAUCAACUAUGUUUCGUCAUACUCAUCAGGAUGCUGGGAUUUUACUUGCAGCAAUUCCACAGAUAUGGAAAGAGGGAAGUUGGGUCCUAAAACCCCCGGUGUAUGCUCUGAAAAGGACAAACAUCUUCCAGUUUGUGAAUGUGGAUUCAAAAUGUUGGACUCUUGCUUCUUGAAUAAGAACAAGAUGCUUGAAAUUGAAAAGGGAGCAAAUGACUUUAACAUACCUAUAAUCAGAUCCAACCGAAAGUUGGUUGCCACUACUGAUGGAGGUCUGGAUAACCCGUCUUGUUUAGUCUUCAAUUCUGCAUGGAAGGUCCAACAACUAGAACAUGAGCCAAACAAAAAGCUCAAUUAUCCAUCACCUGCUGGUAUACAAAGACCAAAAAGUGAUGAGGAUAUCGCGUUCAUGAGUAUUCUUGAACUUGGGCAACUUCUCAAGGGAAAUUUAAUUACUUCGGUAGAGCUGACCGGAAUUUUCUUGAAGAGACUAAAGAGGUAUGGUCCUGUUCUGGAAUCCGUCGUUACAAUUACUGAAGAUUUAGCAUACAAACAAGCAAAAGAGGCCGAUCAACUGCUUGCUGAAGGCACAUAUUUGGGUCCUCUUCAUGGGAUUCCCUAUGGUCUGAAGGACAUCAUAGCAGUACCUAACUAUACCACAACAUGGGGUUCAACAUCUUUCAAAAACCAAGUUCUUGAUAUUGAAGCUUGGGUUUAUAAGAGGCUGAAAUCUGCCGGGGCAGUUCUUGUUGCAAAGUUAGUAACUGGUUCUUUAGCAUAUGAUGAUAUCUGGUUUGGUGGUAGAACGAGAAAUCCAUGGAACAUUGAGGAAUAUUCUACGGGAUCAUCAGCAGGGCCUGCUUCUUGCACCUCAGCAGGUUUGGUUCCAUUUGCAAUCGGUUCCGAAACUUGCGGCUCUAUUACCUAUCCAGCUUCUCGUUGUGGUGUCACGGCACUGCGGCCCACUUUUGGAGCUGUUGGUCGAACGGGUGUUAUGAGCAUAGCUGAAAGCUUGGUACUAAUAUUUCUUCCCCAGUGCAAUUCCUUUCCUAACAUUAGUUUUGAGUACAAUAAAAUAAAAAAUCUAACUUUUUGUCAGGAUAAAUUAGGCCCUUUUUGUAGAAAUUCUGUGGAUUGUGUGAUUGUUCUGGAUGCCAUUUGGGGAAAGGACCCAGAUGAUGUUUCAUCCAGAGACAUACCCUUUAGAGAUCCAUUCUCAGUUGAUAUCACAAAGUUCACUGUUGGAUAUCUUGAGGAUGCUGAGAUGGAAGUUGUUCAUGUACUUCAAUCAAAAGGAGUGAAUAUGGUCCUGUUUAACCUGAGUUACAGUGUUGAUUCUGUCCAAGGUAUCCUCAAUUUCACAAUGGAUGUUGAGAUGCUGGCUCACUUCGACAAAUGGCAGCGCUCAAACCUGGAUGAUGAAUAUGAAGCCCAAGAUCAAUGGCCUAUUGAACUUCGCCGAGCACGUGCCAUAUCUGCCGUUGACUAUGUUCAGGCACAAAGAGCUAGAGGUAUAUUGAUUCAGCAAGUAAGAGAAAGUUUCAAAGUUGAUGCAUUUAUUGGAAAUGCAACUGACUGGGAGAAAGUUUGUGUUGGCAACCUUGUGGGUAUCCCGGUAGUUAUUGUUCCAACAGGAUUCAAAAAGAUAUCUGAUGCACCAUCAAAUGAUACUCGCAGGAGAACAACAAUAACUACAGGCAUAUAUGCUCCUCCAGACCAUGAUCAUGUCGCCUUAGCUUUAGCAAUGGCAUAUCAAUCAGUCACCAAUCAUCAUAAGCAGCGGCCACCAAUUGAUGACCUUGGGCCAAAUGAUUCUAUUCCAGAGUCACUAAAAUCCCUGUAGUGGUGUUGAAGGUUGUUUAUGCUCAUAAGUGCUUGUUAUGAACCUCCAUGUGCUCGAACCUGGUGUGGUUCAAACCAACGUUGUAGCUGUUAUAAAACUGAAAAGUAUGAAUCGCAGUUUUCUGUUUGGGGCAUGAGGAAGAUAAAAUUGUCUACUUCUUCCUCUUUCUCUGUUUUAUGGUUCUAAUUUUGUAAAAUUUCUCAUUACUUUUGAUCUGUAAAUGAUUGUAACCUUGUAUUUAGUGGAUUAUUUAUCCAAGCUUAAGAGUAUCACUUCUA
Messenger RNA from Solanum dulcamara, 2593 nucleotides. RefSeq lists its product as uncharacterized. The coding region runs from base 354 to 2315 and encodes 653 amino acids. Gene Ontology annotation, molecular function: catalytic activity. The record is from RefSeq and is a predicted model, not a curated record. Lineage: Eukaryota; Viridiplantae; Streptophyta; Magnoliopsida; Solanales; Solanaceae. The transcript is spliced from 11 exons.